CGCGCCGCCCCGCCCCUUCCCGCGCCCGGUUCCGCGCCCUAGGUGUCCCGGCCGCGUCCGGCGGGACAUGCUGCCCGACUGCCUGUCGGCGGAGGGCGAGCGGCGCUGCCGGCGGCUGCUGGCGGGGGCCACGGCUCGGCUCCGCGCGCGGCCCGCUGCGGCCGCGGUGCUCGUGCCGCUGUGCUCGGUGCGCGGGGUCCCGGCGCUGCUCUACACUCUGCGGUCCAGCCGCCUGGCCGGGAGGCACAAGGGUGAUGUCAGUUUCCCAGGCGGCAAGUGUGACCCCGCUGACCAGGACGUGGUACACACCGCCCUGAGGGAGACCCGCGAGGAGCUGGGCCUGGCUGUGCCUGAGGAGCAUGUAUGGGGCAUCCUGCAGCCAGUGCACGACCGGGGGAAGGCCCCCGUGGUGCCGGUGCUUGCCAGCGUGGGCCCACUGGAUCCCCAGAACCUCAGGCCCAACCGCGAGGAGGUGGACGAGGUGUUUGCACUGCCCCUGGCCCAUCUGCUGCAGGCACAGAAUCAGGGCUACACCCACUUCUGCCAGGGCGGCUGCUUCCGAUACACGCUGCCCGUCUUCCUUCAUGGGCCACACCGUGUCUGGGGGCUCACGGCUGUCAUCACCGAGUUCACCCUGCAGCUGCUGGCACCUGGCGCCUACCAGCCCCGCCUGGCCAGCCCUGAGCUGCCCAGGGGCUGAGGCCCGGCCCUCAGCAGCCAGCCCCUGCCUUCGCCCUGCCAGGCCAGCUCCACCUCAGGAUUGAAUAAAGAGCCUUUACACCA
Equus caballus (horse) is the source of this 783-nucleotide messenger RNA. It is a transcript of the gene NUDT8, whose product is annotated as nudix hydrolase 8. Lineage: Eukaryota; Metazoa; Chordata; Mammalia; Perissodactyla; Equidae. The record is from RefSeq and is a predicted model, not a curated record. Gene Ontology annotation, molecular function: coenzyme A diphosphatase activity.